ACACUCAUCUUCCAUGGGAAGGGAGAGAGAUGGCUAAGGUCACACAUGAGGAUUUCCCGCAUGGGAAACAAAAGCCUGGCUGAGGUUGAGAUUUGCUCUUUUCCAGCCCAGCUGCUGUGCCAAGACCUCUGGCAGCUCCCGCCAGCCUGUGCACAGGUGCAGAGAAGGCAGGGGGUUGGGUUGCCCAGGGUUGGUUUCUGCCAGGUAAGAGAGAAGCCCAGGGUGCUGGGGAUAUUGGUAGCAGGCGAGCAAACUGGAGUGGUGGCUGCAGAUCCAGGCUGGGGAGAAGGGUGUGCAAGGAAGGUAGGGAAGAGAAGGUAGGAGGGAACUGGCAGAAAGAAAGGAAGCAGAGGUGGAUUGUGAGCUCUGUGCAGGGCGAUGUCUGUGCAAUUCCGGCUGUUAUCUCCAGAGACUUGCGUAGGGUUGUCACUUAGUAAAUAGUUGAAUAAAUGAGCUGAGGGCUCAAGAGGUCACAGGUAGAAGGCAGGUGAGGUGGGGGUGAUGGAGAUGUGGUUCUGAAUUAGGAAAGGGGCAUUCCAGAGCCAGGUGAUGAGACUGGGGUGUUCCCAUGGAGGGUGGCUGCAGGGAGCAGAGAGGCCAGUGUUGGGUGGGCAAUCCAUGGGAAUGCAUAGCUGCCAGCAUAGGGUGCACAGCAUCCAGUCUUCAAGGAGGGAGGGGGAGAUAGCAUUUCUCAAACUAGGAUCCUUGGACAUCUUGCAUCUGAAUCUGUAGGGGGGUGGUGGGCUGGUUGGAAAUGCAGACCCCUGGGCCCACCCCAGCCUCUUGGGGAAAAAGUAAGCCCAGUGCAGCAGAAUUGAGCAUCAAGGAGCAAGAGUGUUUAGGGGGUGGGGGAGCACCCAGCCCAUCUGAGAGGAUGAGACGCUCAAUGGACCCUGAGUAUGGUGGCCUUUAUCCAGGCUAGAGUUGGAUAGGGAUAAUCAAUGAAGCGAUACUGGGGGCAGGAAAGGGCCGACACCAAGGGGAUUCAGCCCAUGUGAGGUGGGGGCCAGAAGGAUGGGGCCUGUGCCCUAGGAUGCAGCUUCUGCCAGAGAGAAGGCCCUGACUGGGCAAUGGGACCGGAUCCUCUACCCUGUGGCCUGGGGGUAGAGGGGGUGUCCAGACUGAGCAUCCCCUCUGAGGAUGGAGGGAUGGGGGUGGUGCAUGGUGCUAUGGGACUCUCUGCACCCAACUGCUUCUCUUCCUUCUCUCGGCGGCAACACAUAAUAUGGGGUUGAUCCAGUCCCCCACUUUUAGCUCCUCUCAGCCUCCAAACCCCCUCAUGCUCAGUGCUUCUCUGCCGUCCUUUGGCACAGUCCCUCCACUCAGCACCCCCAGCCCUUCCUUCCACUCUCUCAGCCCCUGCUCUCUAGCCUUCACACACUCAGAACCCCAACUCUUAGCCCUCUGUGUCCAGCUCUCUCUCAGCACCCCUCAACAGCCACUCUAUGAGCCCCCUGUGCUAACUGCACCCAAUUCAGCCCCACCCGGUGUCCUCACUCUGUUUAUCCCUCCAUAUUCACCGCCGCCCUCGACUCCCUUUACCCACACUCCGACCCAGCCGAGAAGACCCCCCGUAAGUGCCCUGCCUGAGGGGAACUUCCAGUCACCCCUCCCAGAGGCUGGGAGGGGGGCCAAGGGCCCGGUGCCCCCGUGGUCCGGCCGGUCCCGCCCCAUCCCGGCGGGCUGAGUCAGGCGGCAGGAACUGGGCGGGGGGCGGCGCCGGGAGGAGCUGAAGCAGGAGCCAGAGUUGCUGGGAGCGAGCGCGGAGCCCAGCCCGGCCGGCACCGAGUGGCCCUGGGCCAGCGGGGACACGGGGGUCAAGCGCGGGGCUUGGAGGGCUGUCCCGGACCUACCAUGAACUCCAAGAAGAGAGGGAGCCCUGCGCGGACUCAUUCCAUGAUGUCCCUGUCGGUGCGGCCGCAGCGCCGCCUGCUCAGCGCCCGGGUCAAUAGGAGCCAGUCCUUCGCAGGCGUCCUCGGCAGCCAGGAGCGGGGGCCCAGGAGCUUCCCAGCCUUCAGUCCCCCGGGGCCCCCACGGAAGCCCCCAGCGCUCUCCCGAGUGUCCAAGAUGUUUUCAGUGGCGCACCCGGCCCCCAAGGUCCCGCAGCCUGAGCGGCUGGACCUGGUGUACACGGCGCUCAAGCGAGGCCUGACGGCCUAUUUGGAAGUGCACCAGCAGGAGCAGGAGAAACUCCAAAGACAGAUAAGGGAGUCCAAGAGGAAUUCCCGCCUGGGCUUCCUGUAUGACUUGGACAAGCAAGUCAAGUCCAUUGAACGCUUCCUACGACGGCUGGAGUUCCAUGCCAGCAAGAUCGACGAGCUGUAUGAGGCAUACUGUGUCCAGCGGCGUCUCCGGGAUGGCGCCUACAACAUGGUCCGUGCCUACAGCACCGGCUCCCCAGGGAGCCGUGAGGCCCGGGACAGCCUGGCCGAGGCUACUCGGGGGCAUCGGGAGUACACAGAGAGCAUGUGCCUGCUGGAGAGCGAGCUGGAAGCACAGCUGGGCGAGUUCCAUCUCCGGAUGAAAGGGCUGGCCGGCUUCGCCAGGCUAUGUGUGGGCGAUCAGUAUGAGAUCUGCAUGAAAUAUGGGCGUCAGCGCUGGAAACUACGGGGCCGCAUAGAGGGUAGUGGAAAGCAGGUGUGGGACAGUGAGGAAACCGUCUUUCUUCCUCUGCUCACGGAGUUCCUGUCCAUCAAGGUGACAGAACUGAAGGGCCUGGCCAACCAUGUGGUUGUAGGCAGCGUCUCCUGUGAGACCAAGGAUCUGUUCGCCGCCCUGCCCCAGGUUGUAGCUGUGGACAUUAAUGACCUUGGCACCAUCAAGCUCAGCCUGGAAGUCACGUGGAGUCCCUUCGACAAGGAUGACCAGCCCUCAGCCGCUUCUACUGUCAACAAGGCCUCCACAGUCACCAAGCGCUUCUCCACCUACAGCCAGAGCCCACCAGACACGCCCUCACUUCGGGAACAGGCCUUCUAUAAUAUGCUGAGGCGGCAGGAGGAGCUGGAGAAUGGGACAGCGUGGUCCCUGUCAUCCGAAUCUUCCGAUGACUCCUCUAGCCCACAGCUCUCAGGCACUGCACGCCACUCCUCAGCCCCCAGGCCCCUGGUGCAGCAGCCUGAGCCUCUGCCCAUCCAGGUUGCCUUCCGUAGGGCUGAGACCUCCACUUCUGGGACCGUGGAUGAGGAGGGGGCCAUGGCCCCAGCCCUGGCCAAUGGGCAUGCCCCCUACAGCCGGACUCUGAGCCAUAUCAGUGAGGCCAGUGUGGAUGCUGCCCUGGCUGAGGCUUCAGUGGAGGCUGCAGGCCUAGAAAGUCUAGUCCGGGGACCCAGCCCACCUGCACAUCCAGAUCCCACACAUGGGGAGCACCCUAGUCCUGUCCCUUCUGCCCUGGACCCUGGCCAUUCUGCCACAAGCCCCACUCUCAGUACAACAGGCCCCGCCCACACAUCUACAGACCCUGCCCGCUCUGCACACCUAGACUCAGUUAGCAAGACCAUAAAUUCUAGCUCUCCUGAAUUGCCAGACCCCACCCACAUCACUACAAGCUCCACCUCUAAUGCUGUAAGCCCUACCCAUAGUACUGCAAGCCUUACUCAAACUACCACAGGUUCUACCCACAAGACUAUGGUCUCUACCGUCACUAUUACAGGCCCUACCCCCAGUACCACAGGGCCAGUCCAGACCACCACAAGUCCCACCCACAAGCCAAUGCUUUCUACCCUCACUCCUGCAACUCCUGCCCCCAAUACUACAGACCCAGUCCAGACCACCACAGGCCUCAGCCACACUGUCACAAACCUGACACACACCGUCACAGGCCCCUCCAACAAGCACAUGAUCUCUACCGUCUCUACUGCAGGCGCUACCCCCAGUACCACAGACCCAGCCCAGACUACCACAGGCCCCACCCACACUACCACUAGCCCCACCCACACUACUGCAAGCCCUACCCAUACCACCAUAAGCCCCACCCACACUGCUACAAGCCCUACCCAUACCAUAAUAAGCCCUGCCCAUACCAUAAUAAGCCCCACCCACACUACUGCAAGCUCUACCCACACCACCACAAGCAGCACCCACACUACUGCAAACCCUACUCACACAGCCAGGAUUUCAACUCACACCGCUACACCCAAUGCUAAAGACCCAGUCCAGAUCACCAGGAGUCCUACCCAUUCUGUCACAAGUCCCACCCUUAUAACUGUAAGCCCUUCCACUUUCCUAGACCUUGCCACGCUCUCCAACCCCUCUGCAAACACAGACCCUCCCCUCCCAGGCAUCGAUCCCCUGUCCUGUAGCUACCCAGCCUCCACUUCCUGCACUCAGGCAGACCCCAUAGCCCUCAGCACCUCCCACCCAACUCCUACCUGUUCCAGUUGGGAACCCCUCACAAGCCCUUCCCCAAAACUCCCAGAAGCCAUCCGUCAGAGCCCAAGUCCCCCUCCCUCACCCCUAGCCCCUGUGCCCCAGCAUUCAGACCCUAGAGUGGCCAAGGCUGCCCAGGCCCCAGUUCCAGGGGCAGCUGGAGGUGCUGGGGACAGGAAACUGGAAGAGGCACUGGGGGCCCUAAUGGCUGCCCUGGAUGACUAUCGUGGCCAGUUUCCUGAGCUGCAGGGCCUGGAGCAGGAGGUGACCCGGCUGGAAAGUCUGCUUAUGCAGAGACAAGGCCUGACUCGCAGCCGGGCCUCCAGUCUUAGCAUCACCGUGGAGCAUGCCCUGGAGAGCUUCAGCUUCCUCAAUGAAGAUGAAGACAAUGACAGUUCUGGGGACAGGCCCCCAAACAGCCCGGAGCCUGGGGCUGAGGACAGCCUCGACUCACCUAGUGCCCGACCCCUCAGCACGGAGUGUCCAGCUCUGGACACUGCCUUGGUCCAGCACCUGUACCACUGCAGCCGCCUCCUGCUGAAACUGGGCACAUUUGGGCCCCUGCGCUGCCAGGAGGCAUGGGCCCUGGAGCGGCUACUGCGGGAGGCCCGAGUGCUCGAAGCAGUAUGUGAGCUUAGCAGGCGAUGGGAAAUCCCUGCCACCUCUGCCCAGGAAGUGGUGCAGUUCUCGGCCUCCCGGCCCGGCUUCCUGACCUUCUGGGACCAAUGUACAGAGGGACUCAGCCCCUUCAUCUGCCCUGUGGAGCGGGUGCUCCUCACCUUCUGCAAUCAGUACGGCGCCCGUCUCUCCCUGCGCCAGCCAGGCUUAGCCGAGGCUGUGUGUGUCAAGUUCCUGGAGGAUGCCCUGGGGCAGAAGCUGCCCCGGAGGCCCCAGUCAGGCCCUGGAGAGCAGCUCACCGUCUUCCAGUUCUGGAGUUACGUCGAAGCCUUGGACAGCUCCUCCAUGGAGGCCUAUGUGACCGAGACUGCCGAGGAGGUGUUACUGGUACGGAAUCUGAACUCAGAUGACCAGGCUGUUGUGCUGAAAGCCCUGAGGUUGGCACCUGAGGGGCGGCUUCGAAGGGAUGGGCUCCGGGCCCUCAGCUCCCUGCUUGUCCAUGGCAACAACAGGGUCAUGGCUGCUGUCAGCACUCAGCUCCGGAGCCUGUCACUGGGCCCUGCCUUCCGGGAAAGGGCCCUACUCUGCUUCCUGGACCAGCUCGAGGAUGAGGAUGUGCAGACGAGAGUGGCUGGCUGCUUGGCCCUGGGCUGCAUCAAGGCUCCUGAAGGCAUUGAGCCCCUGGUAUACCUGUGUCAAACGGACACAGAAGCCGUGAGGGAAGCAGCUCGGCAGAGCCUGCAGCAAUGCGGAGAAGAGGGACAGUCUGCCCAUCGACGGCUGGAGGAGUCACUGGAUGCCCUGCCCCGCAUCUUCGGGCCCGGCAGCAUGGCCAGCACGGCAUUUUAAACUCCCCACCCACCGGCCCCCAGUGCCCCUUCCCCCCACUUUCAGGGCUUACCAGGCACUGGCAGGGAGGGUGAGGGCUGGCUCCAGACACUCCUCCCUCACAGAUUCCUAUCAAUGAAAAUCUAAUAUAUUCUCCUUUUGUCCUUGGGGUGGGUAGAGUCAGUGCCGCGGUCAAGUGCCUCCCAGCUCAGCACACUUGCCAUAGAUCGGUGUCCCGGGCCUGGCCAUCCUGCCUCUGCCCUGCCGCGUCCCUUGGUUUUGUAUUUUAUUUACAGAGUUUUACAGAAAAUAAAAAAGCAAAAUGCCUUUC
Molecule: messenger RNA, 6142 nt
Organism: Physeter macrocephalus (sperm whale)
Lineage: Eukaryota; Metazoa; Chordata; Mammalia; Artiodactyla; Physeteridae
Gene: RIPOR1
Product: RHO family interacting cell polarization regulator 1
Exons: 22
Coding region: 1855-5832 (1325 amino acids)
Cellular component (GO): cytoplasm
Source: RefSeq, a predicted model, not a curated record